UGAACGGGCGCUUUGAAAGGAAAAUCUGAGGGGAUCCAGAGUGGAAGGGGUUUGAGGAGGCUUAGAUUUGUGUCACAAGGACACUCAGAAUGGGGGCUCCGAAAGGGCUGAGGUCGAAGAAGCGUCCUCCGCCUCAGAGAGCCGUCACUCAUCGUUGCAGGUCUGAAGUGGGGUCUCAAAUUAAGGACUGGGUGCAAGGAGUUGGUGUCGAUGGAGGAGCAGGACGUCAGGGUUCCAGCUCUGGAACCAUUCAGGGUGGAACAGGCACCACCUGUAAUCUACUAUGUACCUGACUUCAUCUCCAAGGAAGAGGAAGAGUAUUUGCUUCGACAGGUGACCCCUAAUGUCCUUGUAAAACCACCCCCACCACGGUCUUCCUGUAUUCCUCUCCAACCCUCAGCUUUGGUUUUCAAUGCCCCAAAGCCAAAGUGGACCCAGCUUUCUGGGAGGAAGCUACAGAACUGGGGUGGGCUCCCCCAUCCUAAGGGGAUGGUCCCUGAGCGACUGCCCCCGUGGCUCCAGCGCUAUGUGGAUAAAGUGUCUGAUCUCAGCCUUUUUGGGGGUCUCCCUGCUAACCAUGUCCUCGUGAACCAGUAUCUGCCUGGGGAGGGCAUCAUGCCCCACGAGGAUGGACCACUCUACUACCCGACCGUCAGCACCAUCAGCCUGGGCUCCCACACCAUGCUGGAUUUCUAUGAACCUCGGCAGCCGGAGGAUGAUGACCCUAUAGAACAGCCCCUGCCGCCACCCCAGCCCACUACCUCACUGUUGCUAGAACCGUGCAGCCUGCUGGUGCUCCGUGGUACUGCAUACACACGCCUCCUGCACGGCAUCGCAGCCACCCGGGUAGACGUGCUGGACGCUGCCUCACUGCCACGCAAUGCGGCUGCCUGCAGAUCGGCACUGCCUGGAGCCCACCUGGUGCGCGGCACCCGAGUCUCGCUGACCAUCCGCCGUGUACCCCGCGUACUACGCGCUGGUCUCCUGCUCAGCAAGUGACUGCCAGGCUCCAGGUCCCGCCUGAUUACAGGGCUUCCUACUUGGCUGUUGGGAUGCUGUGACCUUGGUACUCUGGGGCAGAGGUGGCACGCCUGAGUUAUUUAUUUUCCCAGUAACUGUGGGAACCAUGGGAGAAGAACCCAUUCCAAAUAAACCAAAAAUAUAUUUU
This is a messenger RNA of Marmota monax (woodchuck), 1168 nucleotides long. It is a transcript of the gene Alkbh6, whose product is annotated as alkB homolog 6. Bases 211 to 999 code for a protein of 262 amino acids. The record is from RefSeq and is a predicted model, not a curated record. The transcript is spliced from 7 exons. Lineage: Eukaryota; Metazoa; Chordata; Mammalia; Rodentia; Sciuridae.